AUGGUGCGGAAGUGGGGCGUCUUGUUCAAAGGGGAUCGCGACAUCCAAGAAUUUUUGGAACGGCUGGAAGAAUUGGCAGAAAGCGAUGGGUUCGAAAUGGACCACCUGCUGCCAUGCAUCCCAAUACUGCUUCGCGAAAAGGCUCUCUUCUGGUAUCGCAACAACAAGAGAGAUUGGGCCUCUUGGGAAAACUUUGUGUCGGACCUGAAAGCUUUUUAUCUGUCUCCGGGCCUCGAGCUGGAAGAGCAGAUCCGGAACAACGUACAGGGAGCAACCAAGACCGCGGCAGAAUACGCAACAAGACUUCAAACGCUGAUGCGAAGACAUGGCCAAAUGUCAAACGCGGCCCGUCUUACCCAGUUAUAUCAAAAUAUGAGACCGAAAUAUCGUCGAUACAUGAAGUGCACCGAGUUUGCUAGCGUCCUGGGACUUUUACGACUCGCAGGCGAGUACGAGCAACUCGUCGCUCAAGAGAAAACUCCAGUGGUCAAAGAGACCAAGCAAUCGGCCCGGAAACCCGCCAAAACCGUUGAACCAGCGCCUCUAGAAAUUUUUGAGUAUAACUGGCUAGAAUGUUGUUGGCGAUGUCGCCAAACGGGGCACACCAAAGCGCAAUGUACGAAUCGGUGA
Messenger RNA from Cotesia congregata, 630 nucleotides. NCBI's taxonomy places the organism in Eukaryota, Metazoa, Arthropoda, Insecta, Hymenoptera, Braconidae. The record is from the annotation of a GenBank genome assembly.